This is a messenger RNA of Aspergillus ochraceoroseus IBT 24754, 1077 nucleotides long. RefSeq names its product dodecenoyl-CoA isomerase. The transcript is spliced from 2 exons. Gene Ontology annotation, cellular component: peroxisomal matrix. Lineage: Eukaryota; Fungi; Ascomycota; Eurotiomycetes; Eurotiales; Aspergillaceae. The record is from RefSeq and is a predicted model, not a curated record. Gene Ontology annotation, biological process: fatty acid beta-oxidation. Bases 97 to 924 code for a protein of 275 amino acids.
CGCUAACCUCCCCAGCUGUCUGUCUCCUUCCCUUGAUAACGACUGGAAUCGAUUUAUACUAUUUAAUCCUGAAUUCGCACCUCCUGACUGUGCAAAAUGGCCGAGGAAGCGAUCACCCUUACCUACCAGGGUCGCAUUGCGAUCAUCACCCUCAAUCAACCUAAGAAACUCAACGCCCUAAACCAAGACCUGUACUACCUCCUCGGCGAGCGUCUCCGGGAAGUGGACAAGCGCGAUGAGAUUACCAUCACGGUGUUAACCGGCAAGGGUCGCUUUUUUUCCGCUGGUGCAGACGUCACCAGCACCCGCCCCGGCGGCGGCGGCCUCAGCCAGACCUCCCGCCGCGAACUCGUCCGAACCUUCGUCGCCAACAACAUCGACAUCACACACACAUUUUCACAUCACUCCAAGAUCCUCGUAGCGGCUCUGAACGGCCCCGCGGUCGGACUCUCCGCGGCUCUAAUCGCCAUGGCUGACUUCGUCUAUGCCGCCCCGCACACUUUCCUCCUGACUCCCUUCUCCUCUCUCGGCCUUGUCGCGGAGGGCGGCGCCUCCGUUGCCUUCGUUGAGCGCUUGGGAAUCGCAAAGGCCAACGAGGCCCUGCUCCACAGCAAACGGAUUACCUGUGACGAGCUUGUCGCGGCAGGCUUCGUGAAUAAGGUUAUUGCGGCUCCCUCGGGGAAGCCCGAUGACUCUGCAGGGUUCUUGGAGAAGGUUCUUGAGGAAGUGGAGGAUCGGAUGGGGCCGCAUUUGAACCAGUCAAGUUUAUUGAGGAUUAAGGAGCUGGUUAGGAAGCCUGGCAGGGAGAUCAUGGAUCGACAGAACACCAUUGAGGCAUUUGCGGGAUUGGAGAGGUUUUUGCUGGGAGUGCCGCAGGAGGAGUUUAGGAAGUUGGCCAGUGGAGAGAAGAAGCAUAAGCUAUAAAUAAGGUGAGAGGAAGGUGAUUAUUACUCCAUGAGGAAGCUGGAUACAUGACUAGGACUUGUUAUAUAUAUAUACACAUACAGAGUAGGUAUAGAUAUAGGUAUAGGUAUAAAUGAUCCAGGGUUUUAGAACCUUGAAUGCUAGACCUCCAAU